Molecule: messenger RNA, 2517 nt
Organism: Rhipicephalus microplus (southern cattle tick)
Lineage: Eukaryota; Metazoa; Arthropoda; Arachnida; Ixodida; Ixodidae
Gene: Oamb
Product: Octopamine receptor in mushroom bodies
Biological process (GO): G protein-coupled receptor signaling pathway
Cellular component (GO): plasma membrane
Molecular function (GO): G protein-coupled receptor activity
Source: RefSeq, a predicted model, not a curated record
AGGAAAACAAGGGUGCCAAUGAGGCGCACGUAGUCGACCCGUGUCGUACGCCUGCCACUUGUCGCAACUACAUGACGCCGUCGUCGGCUGUACGUGUCGUGCCCGACAGGCACGCCAUGUGGCCGGGGGCAGCUCUACAGGAUGAGGCUUGGCGGCCGCGAGCGUGGUGCGACGCAAGGUAGCCCCGAGUACCGUGGCGGCGGCCCGGUAGCAGCAUGAACGAGACGUGCCUGUCCCGCGUGCCGCCAGAGAAGCUCCAUGAGCCUGUCACUGUGGCCCUGUUCUUCGUGCUGGGCUCCAUCAAUGCGCUGGUCAUCUUCGGCAACCUGCUGGUCAUUGUCGCCGUGCUGGCCUCAACGAAGCUGCGCACUGUCACCAACUACUUCGUGGUGUCAUUGGCUGUGGCUGACUUGUCGGUUGGGCUCACCGUGCUGCCAUACUCGAUUGUGUUGGAGGUGCUCGAGGUGUGGAUCUUCGGUCACACCUGGUGCCAGAUAUGGCUUGCUGUGGACGUGUGGCUCUGCACAUCAUCCAUUCUGAAUCUGUGCGCCAUCAGCGUAGACCGCUAUUUGGCCAUCACGCGGCCGGUUCGCUACCGGAGCCUCAUGUCAUCACGCCGCGCCAAGCUGCUCAUCGUGGCGGUGUGGGUGAUCGCCUUUGUCAUCUGCUUCCCGCCGCUCGUUGGGUGGAACGACGGCGGGUCUCAAAACAGCGUGCCUUACCUCGGGUCCAAUGAGACCUUGCACAAUACGAGCAUCGCUGCCGAUGGCCCGUUGCCGCUCUGCAAGUCCGCACAAUGUGUGCUGAUCAACAACAAGGGCUACGUCAUCUACUCGGCCUUGGGCUCUUUCUACAUACCGAUGUUGUUCAUGCUGUUUUUCAACUACCGCAUAUACCGUGCAGCCAUCCAGACUGGGCGCGCCCUUGAGCGAGGCUUCAUAACCACAAAGUCAGGAAAAAUCAAGGGACGCACAACGGACCAGAGGCUCACACUGCGCGUACACCGCGGUAAUGAUUCCGCUAUGAACGCCAAGCGAGGUAGCGAGCACCUCGGUGCUGAGACCUGCAUCGAUGGCAUCGUCACCGGUCGUCGUCGGCCAGGACUCAAGAAGUCGCGCGACGAGCCGUCAGCCAGUGCCCGGUCGUCAGCCAGCAAAGCACGUCAGCAAAGUGACCAGCGGACCACACGCUCGGCGCCGCCCUCGUUCAAGUCGAACAGGGGCAGCGCCCGCAACAGUGGACGCAACGGCACUUCCACGUCUAGCGGCGGCGGAAAGGGCUCGCGCUCGAGCAAACGCAGUCAACGGUGGCAGGCCAAGAGAUUCCGCACUGAGGCCAAAGCCACCAAGACCGUGGGCACCAUAGUGGGUGGCUUUAUAUGCUGCUGGCUGCCCUUCUUCACAGUGUACCUGGUGCGUGCAUUCUGCGAGCACUGCAUCCCCAACCUGCUGUUCUCGGUCUUCUUCUGGCUCGGAUACUGCAACUCGGCCAUCAACCCGCUCAUCUACGUGCUUGUCAGCAAGGACUUUCGGCUGGCCUUUAAGCGCAUCCUGUGUCGAUGCCGCCUCAAAGAGGGUGGCGUCUCGUCACUCAUCAAACAGAUCCACAUGCUCACCGUGCUCGACGACGCACCCCCGGAUAACGCCGAGUCGCCCUAGAAUCCUGGUCACAGCCUUCUCCUGGCCGCACUGUCAGGACAUUCACGCGGAGCACCACUGCUUCUUCGCACUUCACCCGCUCAUUGCACCGCGCGUCUUUGCCGUAGUGACUUUGUCGGUGUCCAUCUCACGGCUGUAAUGUCCGCUUCCUCACCCACGUGAGUCACCACUAUAGCCACAGAGCAAACGUGCCAGUUCCAGGACGCGUCUGCCACACGUUUGUCACACUAUCAGUUGUUAACUGUGUGUACACACUAAGUGUAUCGUUGUUACUAGACGUUUGUGAUCGUCCCUGCAAUGAUGCGCGCACUGGGCACGUACUCGUGCGUAACAGUAUGAUCUCUUUCAUGUUUUGUCUAGCCCAGAAGAUGUGAGGAAUCUGCAAGCAUCCUAGAGUGGUCGAAAGUCUAGUGAGCUGCAUCCACUGGGCCCAUAUUCGUACUAAGAACACUGUGUUUCUAACAGAAAGUGCCGUGUAGAUUACAUGCGCUUAUUUAUACAAUAAGUAACAAUGCUUUGAAAACGCAAUGAAGGCCACUUCACAAAUAACUAAGCAAGAGCACCCAGCUCUCAUGUGAACUAUGAGGAAGUUGUCUCCAUUCUUGUUUUUCAUGUAUUGUGCAUAUCCUUCCUUAUUCGAUAAAUGAAGUCAGUUGAUUAAGGGCGUGUCCUGAAGUACACAUUUAUUUUAAUUUUAAAUUGAAUUUUUACUUCGGUUUGAACGGGAACCUUCAUUUCACUUUCUAUUUUUUUUUUCCGUGACUGCAGUUAUGCCCAGCAGUAUCCAGCAAGUUCCACGCGAUACGGACACUUUAACUUCUAAGUUCGGUAGUCAAAGUAUUGUUAUUGCAUUUCGUAA